AUGGAUAUUGUCAAGGUAAGAGUUGGAGACAGUGUUUUUGAAGCAAAAAAGUCUCUGCUGGUACGAGAUUGUGAGUACUUCAGGGCACUUUACCGAUCUGGGAUGGUAGAGUGCCACCAAGACGAGAUUCACUUGAAGAACCUUCCUGCUCAAGGGUUCUUAAUUAUGUUAGCAGUGGCUAGCGGUGAGAAACCCAUUCUGAAUGGUGGUGAGAUUCUGAAGGCCAUUGAAUGUGCUGCGUUCUUCCAGGCAGAACCUCUUGCUAAGCAUCUUCAGGAUCUUCUCAACUCUGACAAUUGCCUGCUCAUGUACCAAGCCUCGGCCACCUAUGGUUUAUGGGGACUCCAUGAGAUGUCAGCACAGUUCAUUCAAAAUAUGUACCGAGACCUGCAAGAAGAGUUGAAGAACCUUCCUCAAGAGUUGAUUGAACAUGUAGAGUCUCAAGUUCCUAGUACAUUUGUAGCUGUUGGAUCUCAUUCCACCUGCUCUGCUGAUGAGCUUCCUCUUGCUGCCAUAAGGACAGUGUGUUACCUUGAUGAAGAUGAUCAGGAUUGGAAAGUCCUUACAGAAUUACCCAAGGAGGCCAGCACCUCUCUGGCAGGUGUUACCGUCUUGGACAACAGGCUCUACAUUGUAGGAGGUGUUCAUGGUGUUGAUAAGAGGGCUGUUGAAAGUAGCUUUUGCUAUGAUGUCAUCACAGACACCUGGAGCUUGCUUCCAGGCCCCAGACAACCACGAUACAACUUUACUCUAAUUGGUUUAGAUGGUUGCCUCUAUGCCAUUGGAGGAGAGUCUGAGAGAACCACCAUGUCCUCAGUUGAGAUAUAUAAUGUCACAAAAAAGAACUGGUCUUUUGCUGCACAUUUACCUAGACCGGUAGCUGGGGUAGCUUGCACCAAAACUAUGAGCAGGAUUUUUGUUUGUCUCUGGAAGCCAAUGGAAACUAAUGAAAUCUACGAAUACAUUUUACACCAGGACACAUGGGUUCUGAUCAGUAAACUCCUGAAGCACCAGAGCUAUGUACACUGCAUGGUGGCCCACAGGGACAACCUCUACGUUAUACGCAAUGGACCCAAGGAUGACUUCUUGCGUUGUUUGAUAGACUGCUACAACAUCACCACAGGGCAAUGGACUUCAAUGCCUGGGCACUAUGGUAACAGCAAAGGAGCACUGUUUACAGCUGUAGUGAGAGCAGAUUCUGUAUUCACAGUGAACCGCACAGAUACGUUAGAGCACACCAUUGCAGGGAACAUGUGGAAACCUCGUAACCAGAUGAAGGGUUUUCCCAGGAAUGGAUCUGUGUGGACAUUUCUACUGAGGAUUCCGAAGGAGAGGAAGAACUAAAGUGAUGAUGUUACAUUUUACUGGGGCCAAACUACCCAUUUAUCAGGGUGGUAUGCAGCAUAAGUGUUGGCUCCCCAUUGAACGAUUUGUCAUCUGACUGCCCCCUUCGGGGUUGAUUUGGUG
Molecule: messenger RNA, 1467 nt
Organism: Xyrauchen texanus (razorback sucker)
Lineage: Eukaryota; Metazoa; Chordata; Actinopteri; Cypriniformes; Catostomidae
Product: kelch repeat and BTB domain-containing protein 13-like
Exons: 1
Coding region: 1-1344 (447 amino acids)
Molecular function (GO): protein binding
Source: RefSeq, a predicted model, not a curated record